Molecule: messenger RNA, 2476 nt
Organism: Panthera uncia (snow leopard)
Lineage: Eukaryota; Metazoa; Chordata; Mammalia; Carnivora; Felidae
Gene: ZNF70
Product: zinc finger protein 70
Exons: 1
Coding region: 459-1805 (448 amino acids)
Biological process (GO): negative regulation of transcription by RNA polymerase II; regulation of immune system process; regulation of cytokine production
Source: RefSeq, a predicted model, not a curated record
AUUGUGAGUGGAGGAGGGGCAGAGAGAGAGAGAGACAGGGACAGAGGACCCAAAGUGGGCUCUAUGCUGACAGCAGCAAGCCCGAUGCGGGGCUCUAACUCACAAACUGUGAGGUCAUGAUCUGAGCCGAAGUUGGACGCUCAACAACUGAGCCACUCAGGCACCCCUGUAGUUGUUUCUGAUAAAUCAAACUGUUUGCUAAUUCAGUGGGGAUCAUCUCAAGGGCAAAAUUGUAUCUUCUGCUUAUUUUGUUAUGUCCACGAUAGAGUAUGACACAAGAAGGAGGCACUUACUAGGUACUUGAUUUGCAGACUUGACAAUGUCCCUUGGUUUCUUUUCAGAUUUGCAGACUUGACGGUGUCCCUUGGUUUCUUCCCAGGUGACGAGAACAGUAAGCGUGUCCUUAAGAAGACCAUCUUUUAAGAAAUACAGUCAUUGGGGGUGAUACUAGAUUCCCAAUGGAGGUUCCCCCAGCAGCCAAGCUUGGUGAGACCUUUGUGUUUGAGGACGGAUUAGAGAUGCAGCAAGAACUUUUCCCAGAGGAGGACCUGGGGGACCCUUUUCUUCAGGAAAGAGGCUUAGAGCAAAUGGCUGUUAUUUAUAAGGAGAUCCCUCUUGGGGAGAAGGACGAGGAACAUGACGAUUAUGAGGGCAAUUUUAGUCUGUGCUCAAGCCCUGUUCAGCAUCAGAGUACCCCCCUGGUACACAGACCCCAGGACGAUGACCUUUUCGGCCAAACCUUCCUCCAGAAAUCAGACCUUAGUAUGUGUCAGAUAAUCCACAGUGGAGAAGAACCCAGUAGACGUGACUGUGAACAGGUGAGCAGGGUGCAUGCAGGACCUAAUGAACCUCACAGAACUGCGCCGCCAGCAAAACCCUACGCAUGUCGGGAAUGUGGGAAGGCCUUCAGCCAGAGCUCCCACCUUCUCCGGCACCUGGUGAUUCACACCGGGGAGAAACCCUACGAGUGUUGUGAGUGCGGGAAGGCCUUCAGCCAGAGCUCGCACCUUCUCAGACAUCAGAUAAUCCACACGGGGGAGAAGCCCUAUGAAUGCCGGGAAUGCGGAAAAGCCUUUCGCCAGAGUUCAGCCCUCACGCAACACCAGAAAACCCACACUGGGAAGAGACCAUACGAGUGUAGGGAAUGUGGGAAAGAUUUCAGCCGGAGCUCAAGUCUCCGAAAACACGAGCGCAUUCACACGGGUGAGAAACCUUAUCAGUGUAAGGAAUGCGGGAAAUCCUUCAACCAGAGUUCCGGCCUGAGCCAGCACCGCAAAAUCCACACCCUGAAGAAGCCUCACGAGUGUGAGCUCUGCGGGAAAGCCUUCUGUCACAGGUCCCACCUGAUUCGGCACCAGCGGAUUCACACGGGGAAGAAACCUUACAAAUGUGAAGAGUGCGGGAAGGCCUUCAGCCAGAGCUCCAACCUCAUUGAACAUCGGAAGACGCACACUGGCGAGAAACCCUACAAAUGCCAUAAGUGUGGUAAGGCCUUCAGCCAGAGCUCAUCCCUCAUCGAGCACCAGCGCAUCCACACCGGGGAGAAGCCCUAUGAGUGCGGCCAGUGCGGGAAGGCCUUCUGCCACAGCUCGGCACUGAUUCAGCACCAGAGAAUCCACACAGGGAAGAAACCCUACACAUGCAACGAGUGCGGCAAGGCCUUCCGGCACAGGUCAGCCCUGAUCGAACAUUAUAAAACCCACACCAGAGAGAAGCCCUAUGAGUGUAACAAAUGCGGCAAGUCCUUCAGGGGAAGCUCACACCUUAUUCGGCACCAGAAAAUCCAUGCUGGGGAGAAGCUCUAGAAAGAAGAGCUCACACCAAAGCUCGAAACCCUUUCCCAGAUGGAGCCCACACCCCAUAGCUUUGUCUCUGAGACCCCACCCACCCCCCUGAUCCCAGGGCCAAAAAGAAAUGUGUCAAACUAGGUGCUCCUGGCCAUCCACACUAGCAGCAAGGCCCCCUCUUGGCCAGCUGGGUGCCCCACACUCAGCAGGUUUGCGGAGUGGAAGGGAGGGUAAACUAACAGGAAAGCUGCUAAAAUGGAGGCCUGCCCAAAAAAGAGAGCUGGCCUUCAAUUGUUCAUGUUUGACUCCCAAGCCCAGGAGACUGAAUUUUGCCGUCUCUUCACCUUUGCCAAAAUUCAGAAGAAUGAACGCCAGAGGGAGAAAGUUGAGUUAAACACACAAGAAUGUCAGGUGAACUCUUUUAACAUCAGGUUGCAGUUUGGCACUUUUAGAAGACAGAACUCUGCUUAUAGUCCAAAUCAGCUGAAGGAAGAUGAAUCCAAAAGUAGAUACAUUAGCAUCAAAAUGGAAUCUUUCACCUGGCUUGGGCAUUGGUGGGGACAACCGAAACAGGCUACAGAAGAAAGGGAGGGUCUGGAAGGAUUCGUUCUGGGGUUGAGGGAGAGGGUGGCAAGCCCCUGGUGUGGUGUUUUAAUCUCUGUUCUGGAUUAGAGUGAGGUUGGUCUUUG